Chinchilla lanigera (long-tailed chinchilla) is the source of this 7496-nucleotide messenger RNA. RefSeq names its product gamma-aminobutyric acid (GABA) A receptor, beta 2 (gene Gabrb2). Gene Ontology annotation, biological process: regulation of membrane potential; signal transduction; chemical synaptic transmission. The transcript has 10 exons. The record is from RefSeq and is a predicted model, not a curated record. Gene Ontology annotation, cellular component: synapse; GABA-A receptor complex; membrane. Gene Ontology annotation, molecular function: neurotransmitter receptor activity; GABA-A receptor activity; extracellular ligand-gated monoatomic ion channel activity. The coding region runs from base 284 to 1822 and encodes 512 amino acids. NCBI's taxonomy places the organism in Eukaryota, Metazoa, Chordata, Mammalia, Rodentia, Chinchillidae.
CUUAACGAAAGGACAACAAAGGUUUUACUCUGAAUGCUCCCGUGGGGUGUCUUUUUAUAUUAUUUAAAUAUGCAUAUAUUAUACAUAUCUGCUUUUCCUUUUUCCCCUUUAAUUUUCUUUUUUUAAACAAGGAAAUCUACUUGGUCCCCGGCAGCCGCCGCUGCCCCUUUGAUGUUUUGGUACGCCGUGCGCAUGCGCCUCACAUUAGAAUUACUGCACUGGGCAGACUAAGUUGGAUCUCCUCUCUUCAGUGAAACCCUCAAUCCUAUCAAAAACUAAAGGGAUGUGGAGAGUCCGGAAAAGGGGUUACUUUGGGAUUUGGACAUUUCCCCUAAUAAUCGCCGCGGUCUGUGCUCAAAGUGUCAAUGACCCUAGUAAUAUGUCGCUGGUUAAAGAGACGGUGGACAGACUACUCAAAGGCUAUGACAUUCGCCUGAGACCAGAUUUUGGAGGUCCCCCUGUGGCUGUGGGAAUGAACAUUGAUAUUGCCAGCAUCGAUAUGGUUUCUGAAGUCAAUAUGGAUUAUACCCUGACAAUGUACUUUCAACAAGCCUGGAGAGAUAAGAGGCUAUCCUAUAAUGUAAUACCUUUAAACUUGACUUUGGACAACAGAGUCGCAGACCAGCUCUGGGUGCCCGAUACCUACUUCCUGAAUGAUAAGAAGUCAUUUGUGCAUGGAGUGACUGUCAAAAACCGCAUGAUCCGCCUUCACCCAGACGGCACAGUGCUUUAUGGCCUCAGAAUCACAACCACGGCUGCCUGCAUGAUGGACCUACGGCGGUAUCCGCUUGAUGAACAAAACUGCACGCUAGAAAUCGAAAGCUAUGGGUAUACAACUGAUGACAUCGAGUUUUACUGGCGUGGGGAUGACAACGCCGUGACAGGAGUGACAAAGAUUGAGCUUCCCCAGUUCUCCAUUGUGGAUUACAAACUUAUCACCAAGAAGGUUGUUUUCUCUACAGGUUCCUAUCCCAGGUUGUCCCUCAGCUUCAAGCUUAAGAGAAACAUUGGCUACUUCAUCCUGCAAACCUACAUGCCCUCCAUUUUGAUUACUAUCCUCUCCUGGGUCUCCUUCUGGAUUAAUUAUGAUGCUUCAGCUGCAAGAGUGGCAUUAGGAAUUACAACUGUCCUUACCAUGACCACAAUCAACACCCACCUUAGAGAAACUCUCCCUAAAAUCCCCUACGUGAAGGCCAUUGACAUGUACCUAAUGGGGUGCUUUGUCUUUGUUUUCAUGGCCCUUCUGGAAUAUGCUUUGGUCAACUACAUCUUCUUCGGGAGGGGACCCCAACGUCAAAAGAAAGCAGCAGAAAAGGCUGCUAGUGCCAACAAUGAGAAGAUGCGUCUGGAUGUCAACAAGAUUUUUUAUAAAGAUAUUAAACAAAAUGGGACCCAAUAUCGAUCCUUGUGGGACCCUACUGGAAACCUCUCCCCAACUAGACGGACUACCAAUUACGAUUUCUCUCUGUAUACGAUGGACCCCCAUGAGAACAUUUUACUGAGCACUCUUGAGAUCAAAAACGAAAUGGCCACCUCGGAGGCUGUGAUGGGACUCGGAGACCCUAGGAGCACAAUGCUGGCUUAUGAUGCCUCCAGCAUCCAGUAUCGGAAAGCCGGCUUGCCCAGGCAUAGUUUUGGCCGAAACGCUCUGGAACGACAUGUGGCACAAAAGAAAAGUCGCCUGAGGAGACGCGCCUCUCAGCUGAAAAUCACCAUCCCCGACUUGACUGACGUGAAUGCCAUAGAUCGGUGGUCCCGCAUAUUCUUCCCGGUGGUUUUCUCCUUCUUCAACAUCGUCUACUGGCUUUACUAUGUGAACUAAACUAUGGCCUCCUGCGGGAAGCAAGGACUAGAUUCUUCCUCAAAACAGUUGUACAGCCUGACGUAGGACUUGGAAAACACAUCAAUCCAGGACAAAAGUGAUGCUAAAAUACCUUAGUUGCUGGCCUAUCCUGUGGUCCAUUUCAUACCAUUUGGGUUGCUUCUGCUCAGUAAUGAAUACACUAAGGUGGUUUUCCAGUUAAAUGAAUUCAUUUCCAGUAAUGAAUACACUUGUGGUUUUCCAGUUAAAAGACAAGUGAUCUGUACACAUGCAGGGCAAACUGAAGUUGAGUGCUUCACUUUAUCUGCUUAAUAAGUAGCCUACUGAGAGGGGAAAUAUCUAGAUGAUAUUCUGAGAAGGCUCAAUAGUAUUGUCAUAUGGUCAUAUUCAGAUACUGUUCAUCUCAUUCCUAAGGUUGACAUGCUAUUGAGAUAGCACUGUGCUUAUGAAACAUUAUCUGCAAUGUCAUUUGAGCAUGGCAACUCCAAGAUGGUCUGUGCUGGUCUUCUUAAGGUGAUAUGGUGUCAGGUGAUAUGGUGUCAGGUAAUUCCCACUGGACGAGCAGUUUCUGUCUCGUGUAAAGGGAGCGGGAUCAGGGUGGGAAGGUGGAGUGAGGAAUAAGGCAGAGAUUCAAGAAACCAACUAGGCCCAUUUCUUCUUCGGCUUGAGCACAGAGAAUCAAGAACAAGGAUGUCUUUCAUUUUGGCAUUUAGACAGAGAGAGACUUGUGAACAUUAUCAUGCUUGGCAGCCAAAAUUUUUUGCAAGAAUGCUCUUUAGUAGGUAGUUAAGGUUAAGGGUUAACCAUACAGAGCAGGGUCAAAAAUCCAGAAAUGACUAUUGUAACAAAAUGGAAGCAAGCAAGCUAGCAUGGUCCCUAUCAGCUCUACUUGGCAUCUGGUCUACACACACUGUGUCUGGUAGAAAGCUUAGAGUGAGAGGAAUUUAUUUUCUGAACUCAGAAUCUUCUGAAAGCAUCCUUAAAGAGGUUUUAAUAGUUUAACCUAAAGAUGGCUAUGAAAUAGAAAAGUUAGAUUUAGAAUGAGAAGUAUCAUAGAUGUUCACAUUUGAUUAGGAGUCAUUCAAACACACAGAUACCAAGACAGACAAAGCUAACAGGUUGUUUUUUCUCAGACAGUGUCAGCUGUCGUGUAACAUUUCCAUAUCAAUUUACUUCUACAUUUAAUAGGGUAUUUCAAAAAGAGGAUAUAUUCAUUGCUUUACAGCUUUUCUUGCUUCCAAAAUUCUCACUAUAUUCCUUGAUAGUAGGCAUAGUAAAACUUUGGAGAGAUUGAGUGAGCCUUAUUUUCACAAUGAAUUUCACUAUAUUUUAGAAUAAAAUUACCUUUCUAUUUUUCAAAGCAAACACUAUUUUGAUGAGUAUGUGCACAAAGACCAUUACUUUAUAGGUUUGUCAGUUUUGGUUUUUUAAGGGUGCUUAUUUUAUGUAUAGUGCAUUCUGUCAGUCAAGAAAUAUAUAAAAACUGGUAAACAGUAAGAUAACAACAAAGUUACAUGAAUGAGAUGCGUGUUAUGAGCCUCGGUUAAUAUUGCAGAAAAGAAUAUUUAACUGACAAUCAGGCUGGUAUGAUGUAUUUUAUUCUAUUUUGAAAUUAUGCCAUUGUGUUUCUUUCUAUAAUAAUUGGACAUAUACAUUCACAUAUUGGACAGAAGAGAAAAUAAGCUAAUAUACUUUAUUUCUAGCAAGGUGAAGCUCAAAUUUUGGUUUACUUGUAGUAAGUAGAGAAUUACUAAAUUUCCCAUGAAGUUUGAUUUGAUUGUACUUUUCUCAGAAGGUUACUUUGCUAUUUCUCUUUUGUUAAAAUGCCUCUUUUCAGAGUAAUAUCCAUAACUGUGCGUGAGAGCAAAGGCUAUUACCUUACUACUGAAAAAUGAUGCUUUUUUUCCCUUCGUGAGUCAGUAGUCUGGAAUAUGAUGAAGUCUCACUGCCCUUCCAUUGUAACUAUUAGAGAACAAAUAUAUAUAUAAUUCAACAUUCUGAAUUUACCCCAAGACACGAUUAUACUUUUUCCACCAGUGUGAAGAAAUCUCGCUCUUCUUGUUUGAUUACAUACUUGAAUAUCUCUGAGUGUAAUCCUUAGGCAGAAUCUAACUAAGCUGCCUCCAUCUAUGCUCAGAACAGAGAUUCCUCAAGUUUCUGCAGGGACACACUUUUUCCGGGGCAAUCAUCUUUGGACAUCACACUAAUAAAAGUGCCUACCCCUUCUUACCAGGGGUAAAGUCUGAGUAGAAAACAAUGGGAAGGAGCAUAUCAAUAACUCAGGGGCACAACUCUAAAAUGCCGUUUUGGAAUGAUUUUUCUAGAGACAACUCCGAGCCUAAGUUUAAAAGUGGGCUCUUAUUUGCAAUUUCUGUAAAAGCCAUAAAAAUUCUUGAUAUUGUCAUUUGGGAUUACACCGUAUUUCAGAUGUCUAGGGAAGUCAGCAGAGCUAUCUAGAUCAAAACGGAGAGAAGCAUCUUCAUAGCAUGAGCCUCAAACGCAUAUGACCAGGAAUUCACUUCUGCUCUCCAUGACGGAAAGAAACCAGGCAAAGGAGGAAAGAUGAGACCUUGGAACAAAUGCCCUAGAGAGAAAAGUGCAGCAUUCAAGAGCCAUGUAAAUACAAAAAAAACUGGCUCAUCUUGUUCAGAAAUACCAGGAAGUGUAGAAUGUAUUCUUAAGUCUUGUGUUUUAUUGAAUUGGAAUGUAACUGUCAAAUGCUAGGAAGGGUGCUAGCCCUGACCAAUCUAGGAAGACCAGCCAGCUUGAUAUCUGGUGGCUAAACUAAAGGACCACAAAGGUGCAUUUUGGCAAUUCUGAAAUGGUUUUACCAUUAGUUUAUACAUAUGUAUAGUUUUUCUUUUGAUUAUAAAACAGCCAGAUAGCCAGCAAUUAAGGUGUUUUUUCAUCUUUGUGAAACACAUAGGCAAAUUACGACUCUAAAAUGCACAGCCUAAAUGAAAUCUUUCAUCUCAAUCUGUAUAUAUAUAUAUUGUACAUGACUGCUAGUAGGUAUGAAAUGCAUUUCAGAAUUGAAAACUCAUGCAACAUAAUCAUGUGUUUGCAUAGGAAUGUUACAGUUCUUUCUACUGCAAUUUAAAAAUGGGAAAAGCAGUGCCAUCUAGACCUUUUCUCAUUUCUUCAAAAGCAGUGCUAAGUAAAAUAACAAUGAUGAUGAUUUAUAAACCAAAAGACUUUACAUUUUAGCAUUAGGAACACAGAAAAAAUAUGUCAGCUUUCAAAAGCACAACAUGUAAAGAAAGUACAGUGUAAUGUAUAAAGAAAUGAAUUCCAUUUUUUAAGCAAGACCUGCAUUAAAUUGGCAAACAAGAUAAUUUCUAUUCUCUGUAGGUAACUGUGUUCCGGUUUUAUGAUGAACUUCAUAUUCAAGAACAGAAACAGAAAAACAACACCAAUAAAAACAGGUCUUACAACAUAUUUAUAUGUAUAUAUGUGUAUAUAUAGAUCCAUAUGAACAUACAUACAUAUAUAUGCAUUCAUAUGUUGGAAAACAAAAGGAAUCAACUCAUAUGUUUUGUUUCCUCCAUUAAACCAGAAUAUGAGUAUUUUUAAUUUGGUAACCAACAAUCAACACAUUGAAAUAAGUAAUACAGGGUACUGAGCAUUUCUCUAUCAGCAAAUCAAUGCCUACUGUUCUUAUGAACCAUUGCACAGUUUGACACUACAAUAGUACUGUACCUCAGAACAUAGAAGUUAACUAGUUCUCACUCGCUUGUCUAAUUGCUCUCUUUUUCAAGGACACAAAUAACAUUGUCUAUCGGUAAUUUUAAAACUGUCUUAAGAGAAUGAAAAAUGAUGAACAUUCCUCCUGGAAGGAUGGGGGAACAGAGGGAAAAAAAGCUAAACCCCACCAUGUUGGUUAGGGAAAAAUACUCACAACUGUAGCAAUCAUGCCAUUUUGCUAAUUGUACAGAAUACAUGUUAUCUGAGUAACCAUAACUUUCACCAAGCGUGUGUAAAUAUUAAAACAGAUUUCUUAAAUAUUUUUAACUUCUAAUUUGUAUUUUAUGGUAAGACAACAUGCUAAUUCUGUUUAUGGCUUAAGUCGAUGUGUUAUUAUGUAAAUAAUUAAACAUGCUGUAAAUGAAUAGCCCGUAGACACAAAUAAUUGUGUAGAUUUUUUUUCCUUAAUUUUUUUUUGUUUGUUUUUACAAAGUAUAGUAACUGGAGUGCCCCAGCAGAGUAAUUUAAACACCCUUUUGCAUAAAUGGUUUGGAAAUCUCAGACAGAAGGGUUUCAGUUUGCCAUCUAAAUCAAUCUCUCUCUCUCUCUGUCUCUCUCUCUGUCUCUCUCUCUCUCUGUCUCUCUCUCUCUCUCUGCCUCUCUCUCUCUCUGGCACACUGUCCUUCCAAGCCUUUGCUUUCCUAUUCCCAUUCUUUCCCUCUUUAUAAGAAACCUUGUAGCGGUUUUUGUCACCAGUGUGAGAACCAAGAGGCAGCCUUAGAAAUGAAAAAUGGGAAAAAUGAUUAUGGAUAGCAUAGAACUUUUUAUAUGUCAGAGUACAAGAAACCAAAGUUUGCACUUUAAGUCUCAAUUUUCAAAAAGUAAAAGUUUGUAUUGAUGGCACUAGAGAAAAUAAAAAUGGUUAUUCACAACAGCUCCAGAAAUUUGUUACACAAAAUGGAAACUAGGAGACUUUUAUUAAUACUAGCAAUUUGUCCUUAGAUAGUAUUGUUCCUUUCAACCAAAGACUACAGAAUUAUUUUUUAAAAUGGAAGAAAACAAGGGAGGAAAUGAGGGGAGAAAGACACUGCUUCACACCAAAGGCUUAAAAAACAUUUUCCAAAUGCACUAGGAAGAUUGUAGAAACCAGAAAGGAGUCAACAGAAUGCUAAAGAAAACACUGUCCUAAAGAAAUCAUUUUUCAAAACUGGGGGAGGCAUCUGUAAACAGCUUAGAACUUUGAAAAUUGAAGACCAUUUCUGUUGACAUGUGCAGAGUUCUGAGUGAAAUUUCAGUUUGCUUUGAGAAGUAUUUUUGUGAUAAAGAUGACUCAAAAUGAUGAACACUAAAACUUUACUCUUUGAGUUCCAAAGCCGAAUGUCACCCCAUCACAUGUCCUCUGAUCUGAUACCAAUGUCUAUGUCCUUGCACCAUUGGAAGCAAGCUGAUAGUUCUGUCAGCUUGUAUUGAUUUUGCUGUUAUUCAAAAUACGGUUCAUCUAUGUUGCUUUCAAACAUAAUUAAUUCAAAUCGAGUUACCUAUAAUUUAAAUUCCAUAAUAUUUUUAUUUUUAUUUGCAUGGGUGUUUAAAUGGUUCUGUUAUGAAUACUGUCCCUGCAUAGUUCUGAACUGUCCUUUUAUAAAAAGUGAUAUUCUAGUUUCUUCACAAUGUAGUGAUUAUCAGCCUUACUAAUUACCUUGUAGCCUUUCUUAACAUGCACAUAAUGCACAUUUUCCAAUGGCUAGAAAAUGCAAAACAUAAGUGGAUAUCACUGCAUCUAUUUUCAAGUCUUUCUAAAAACAGGACUAUUCAAAUCUCUGGGAUACAUGAGAUAGUAAAAAAAAAAAUGAGGAUUAUAAAAGAAUAGCACAUAAGAAUUAUUUUCUUGAAUUUCAACUUAUUGCAGCCAGUUUCAGCAUGUAAAUAUAUAACAAUGUUGGCUAGUGUGUAAUUCUUGAACUAAGAAAUAUAAAUAAAAAUUAAAAGUUUG